AUGGUCGUCCUCAGAACACAGUCCGACUUUGGCCACGCGCCGCCUCCUCAGACCCCGUACAGCAUCAUCUCCAACUUGCCAGGAUGGAAUAUGCUUCAGGGCGUCCGUGAUGGAGACAUGUCUCCUUUCGCCAGGAUCGUCCACGUCUAUCCGCGCUUUGGUCCAACUCAAUUCGCUGCUCAGAUUGGCCAGGAGGUUGCAAAGAGACUAGGCCACGAGGGCAAGUCUUGCAUGCUCUAUCUCAACCCCAUCAUGUGGCCUUUUACGGCUGGUCAUGUCCAGAACGAGGCCCGAGAUGAGGCCGCCAUUAGCCCUGAUAAGCUAACAUUCAAGUGCAUCGAUGUGGCUGGCCACCGCGUUUACGCUGUCUUGUUUGAGCCUAUGCACACAAAAGCUCUCAUGCUUAGCUGGGGAGCUCCAGGCCUUGGACUCUCUAUUCGUAUUGCCGAGUACCUGUUGAAAAACAUCGAUACUUUGGUUGAAGUCCCAUUUGACGAUUACAAGAACCCCCCCAAGCCAACUUUCACUCCUGAUGGCCCGGCUCAUCAGCUACUCCGCGAGCGCAUCCACCAGCUCGUCCACCGCGCCUCUAUUAACCCAGAGUUGGUCAAGAGCCAACCCAGUGAUAUCCGCCUCUUUCCCACUGGUAUGGCUGCCAUCUUCCACACUACAAAUCUCAUCCAGGAAUACCGCACCGGAACCAAUGUUGUUCUUGGCGUCGUCUUUCACAACACACACCAUCAUUUACAUGAGGAGAGCCCCAAUGGAUUCAAGCACUUUGGCAAGGUUGAUAAACAAGGCCUAGACGAAAUGGAGACAUGGCUCGACGGAGAGACAAAAGAAGGCAGAAAGAUUAGCUUUAUCAUUGUUGAGUUUCCUGGAAACCCGACCCUGGAAAGCACCGACCUGCCCCGCCUCAAGAAAUUGUCUGAAAAACACGGGUUUGUGCUGCUUCUCGAUGAUACGCUGGCGGGAUUUGCAAACGUCGAUGUAUUGGCCUAUUCGGAUAUCCUCGUUACUUCUCUUACCAAGUCCUUCAACGGCAGGGCUGAUGUUCUUGGCGGUUCCAUUAUCCUGAACCCUCUCUCUCCUCACUAUAACGAACUCUCUUCUCGAUUUACCAAGUCACACAACAACGAGCUCUUUGCCGACGAUGCAAAGGUGUUGCUUGCCAACUCACACGAUUACCUCCAGCGUACACGCCGUUUGAACCGCAACGCGGAAGCCAUGGCAACCUUCCUUCACAGAACAAUUGGCCGCGAUGAUUCUCCCAUAGUCAGGGUUCAGUAUCCUAGUCUACUAGCUGACAAGGCCAACUAUGAUCGCUUCUUGCGGCGCAGCACCACUGAACUCCCCAAUCCUGGAUACGGCUGUCUCUUGAACGUCGAGUUUGAGAGCGUAGACACGGCUCGGGCGUUUUAUGACAAGUGCGGAUUCUACUCUAGCCCACACCUGGGCGGCCAUGUCACCAUUAUGUUGGCAUACAAUAUGAUGAUGUUUGGCAAAAAGGCCGAGGAAAGGGAAGAGUUCAAAGGGUUUGGUGCGGCUGAAGAAAGUAUAAGACUCUCUGCCGGGUUGGAGGAUGCGGAGGACUUGGUUGACACACUCAAGGAUGCGCUCGAUGCGGCGAUUGAGGUGAAGAAGAAGGCAGCUCCGAAUGGCACCAACUAG
This is a messenger RNA of Trichoderma aggressivum f. europaeum, 1671 nucleotides long. RefSeq lists its product as uncharacterized. Bases 1 to 1671 code for a protein of 556 amino acids. The transcript has 2 exons. Gene Ontology annotation, molecular function: pyridoxal phosphate binding; cystathionine gamma-synthase activity. NCBI's taxonomy places the organism in Eukaryota, Fungi, Ascomycota, Sordariomycetes, Hypocreales, Hypocreaceae. The record is from RefSeq and is a predicted model, not a curated record. Gene Ontology annotation, biological process: transsulfuration.